Molecule: messenger RNA, 3465 nt
Organism: Megalops cyprinoides (Indo-Pacific tarpon)
Lineage: Eukaryota; Metazoa; Chordata; Actinopteri; Elopiformes; Megalopidae
Gene: stau2
Product: staufen double-stranded RNA binding protein 2
Exons: 15
Coding region: 76-2127 (683 amino acids)
Source: RefSeq, a predicted model, not a curated record
GACCGUCAAUUCUCUUUAGUGUUUGCCAAUGUUGGAGGUGUAACUGGGGUCUGUCCCUGGAAAAAGGUGUAGAGGAUGGCACAAGUGAAAGUGCAGACUGCAGCGUCACUGUCUGGGCAGGGCCUCCCCCCCGUCGUGUCCCCCUCGGCCAUGCCCAGCACAGGACCCCUCAGUCUGCAGCCCUCUAUCAACGGCACAGUUCCAGCCCCAACGCCUGGCUGCCCCAGUCCUGCAGCCGGCUUUGUGGAUUCUACUGUGUCUGCAAAUCCACCAGGUUCUCUCCAGGAAAACAUGGCAAACACCAAAGAGAAAACUCCCAUGUGUCUGGUAAAUGAGUUAGCCCGUUUCAACAGGAUCCAGCCUCAGUAUAAGCUUCUGAAUGAACGAGGGCCGGCCCAUGCUAAGAUCUUCACUGUGCAGCUGUGUCUGGGGGAUCAGGUCUGGGAAGCCGAGGGCACCAGCAUUAAAAAGGCACAACACUCCACGGCGUCCAAGGCCCUGAUGGAGACCACCCUACCCAGGCCCACCCCACGCUCGCCCAAAGUGGACAUCAACAGCAACCCAGGCAGUAUCACUCCCACAGUGGAGCUGAAUGGCCUGGCCAUGAAGAGAGGGGAGCCAGCCAUCUACAGACCCCUGGACCCCAAACCCAUGCCCAACUACAGAGCCAACUACAACUUCAGAGGAAUGUUCAAUCAGAGGUACCAUUACCCAGUGCCUAAGAUAUUUUAUGUGCAGCUGACUGUUGGGAACUGCGAGUUUAUCGGAGAGGGGCGGACGCGACAGGCAGCUCGACACAAUGCGGCCAUGAAAGCCCUCCAAGCCCUCCGUAACGAGCCCAUUCCACAGAAAGCACCUCAGAGCCCAGAGGAGAAGAGUGAGGCUGAGGAGACAAGUGAUGCAAGCAAGUCGGAGAUCAGCCUGGUGUACGAGAUCGCGCUCAAGAGGAACAUGCCUGUCACUUUCGAGGUCCUGAAAGAGAGCGGGCCACCACACAUGAAGAGCUUCCUCACGCGUGUCACCGUAGGGGAGUUCACAGCCGAGGGAGAGGGGAACAGCAAGAAGCUCUCCAAAAAGCGGGCGGCCCUCUCCGUCUUACAGGACCUCCAGAAGCUGCCAUUCCUCCCGGUGGUGGAGAAACCCAAGCUGCACUACAAGAAACGGCCCAAGACCAUAUUAAAAACCGGGCCUGAGUAUGGGCAGGGCAUGAACCCCAUCAGCCGCCUGGCGCAGAUCCAGCAGGCCAGGAAGGAGAAGGAGCCGGAGUACGUGCUGCUGUCCGAGAGAGGGAUGCCUCGCCGCAGGGAGUUUGUCAUGCAGGUGAAAGUGUGCAACGAGGUGGCCACGGGAACAGGACCCAACAAGAAGGUGUCCAAGCGGAACGCGGCCGAGGCCAUGCUUCUGCAGCUGGGGUACAAAGCCUCCACCUCAGCACCGAGUCCCCCAGAGAAGCAGACGGACAACAAAGGCUGGAACGGACAAAAGGCCGCUUUUCCUGAAGCAACAAGCAACACUCAGAAGGGAAUACUCCAUCUGUCCCCUGACGUCUACCAGGAGAUGGAGGCCAGCAGGAACAAGGCCGGCCCGGGAGCCCCGGCGAACUACCUGACUGCCAAAGACAUCUGCCAGGCCCCCGGCCACUACUACAGCAGCACCAGCAACACUGCGGCCAUCGCCAGGGAGCUGCUGCUCAACGGAACCUCCCCGACAGCAGAAGCCAUGGGCCUGAAGGGGAAAGCACCUGCCCUGCUCUGCUCCUCUGUGCAGCCGUCCCAGCAGCUGGACUACUUGGCCCGCAUUCAAGGCUUUCAGGUGCAGUAUAAUGACCGGCAAAGUGGCAAAGAUUUCAUCACCUACCUGACUCUGUCACCUGUGCAGAUGACCUUCCAUGGCAUUGGGAACUCCAUUGAGGCUAGCCAUGACCAGGCUGCUCUAAGUGCCUUGAAACAGCUGUCGGAACAAGGACUGGACCCGGUGGAUGGACCAAUCAAAGUAGAGAACGGAUCGCGCGAAAACUACGUACCAGCAGAACUACAAGCGAAACAUCUGGGAGAGAGGACGGACAAUAAACAGACUAACUCAGGCACCGCCGCUCAGGACUGCAAGGAUCCAAAGGCCGUCGUCUAGGAGAGCACCCCCUCCCCCUCCCCAAGCGCCCACGGCGACCGCUGCAUCCUUAUAAACCCGUCAACACGCAAUAGGGUGGAUGUGUACCCGGAAACGAGUGGCUAAAUAUCAUUAUUUGAGUCUAUGUGAAGACAACACUAUCUUAACACAUUACAUUUAUUGAUAAUUUCAAAAGACUUAUAGUAAUUUAAAUAUGAAAACAGUCAGUGAAUGAAUUAAUGCAUGGUAUUGUUAAAAUAAGGGAAAUUGAACCGAAUAUACAUAGAGAAUUUUCCCUUUUGAUAGAUUUUUUUUUUUUCAGCUAGUUGCCCGGUGGUAUGGUAAAAAAAGAAAAGAACAUGCCAUUGAUACAAACAGAAAAUUAUAGUGAGGAAGAACAAACUAGCACAGCUUAUUUUUGUGGUUUUCAUUUCUUUUGUAUUACUCUAUGAAUAACGAUGCUUGAGUAUUUAAAGAUUAACCAAUGGCAGUGCUGUGAAAGUUGUAGUUGUUGUCUUCAUAUAUAGUCACCCAGCUUACCUUUUAUGCUGACAUUAAGCAUUCAUAUAUCUAUCUGGAUAUGUAUGACUCUCAAAAUACCAUAUGCGAAAAGAAAAACACUAAGAAGAUUAUGGACAAGCAAAACUAAAAUUGUUCGUGAAGUUCAUAAACUAAUGUUGGAUGUAAUCAAUAGAGGUGCUCUCUCCUGGAGUAGAAGUUGGGGUGUCUGAUCUGGUGAACUUGUACUCAUUGAGAAGCAGCCUGACCUCUAACAUUGUCCCCCCUCCACCCCUAGAAAUAGAGUUACUAGAAUGGUUCUGGUUAUGAAGCAAACAAGGGUGUGCUAGAGCCAGAGGGCCAUGUUGGAUAGUAUUUAAUUGAAAUUUUUUUGUUCCAAUUAAAAUAUAACACUUUACUACAAUGUAAGCUGCUGCGAUUCUAGAAUGUCAGGUAGUUUGCUAUGCGUUGUGUGUACAUUCUUUCAGGAUGGGAUAGCAUAGUUUUAUGCAAUUUCAGUAGCGCUUUUGACCACUCUAGUAAAUCUAUAUCUACGGUUCUUCCCUUCUCCGCCCACUUUUAUCAGACACAUCUACACCCAUUUUGUGUGUUGUAUCGACCCCCGCCAGUGCAUCAACUGAGUGUUUUUAAUGACUGCAUUCUGACCCAGAAUAACAUCAAGAUGAGGAGGCGCGACGGAGGCGCGCGGUGCCCUCUCGCGCGGAAAUCCUGACGAAGUCCGGACGAAGAAAAAGAGUUCCUAACCUUCGAAGUUCAGUGACGAACAGGAUCUCUUUCUGACCGCGGAUACGUCGUGUAAUACCAAACUGUCUGUUACUGAAUGGACAGAUGCAGUAAAAC